This is a messenger RNA of Mauremys reevesii (Reeves's turtle), 5363 nucleotides long. Its product is annotated as GTPase IMAP family member 4-like. The record is from RefSeq and is a predicted model, not a curated record. Gene Ontology annotation, molecular function: GTP binding. The transcript is spliced from 3 exons. Lineage: Eukaryota; Metazoa; Chordata; Testudines; Geoemydidae. The coding region runs from base 339 to 1448 and encodes 369 amino acids.
UCAGCUUCAGUCUGGGUUGCUGCUCUGCACAAACGCAGCUCCUGGGAAAGGAUCUAGGGUUGUCUUGCUGGUAAAAAAUGAUUGUUCUCAUCCAUUACGCCCUGCACAUAUGCAGCAAGAGUUUGAACUAAUUCUUUACAUUCCUUUCUUCACUAUUGAAUGCUGUCUCUGAUACAAAUUUUAAUCCAAGCUUCAUUAAGACAAGAAACUGUAAGAACUGCUGUGGCUGUUCUGCUAAAACACUAGCUUCCUGGUAGGACAGCGCAGAAGCUGGAGAGAGCUGCAGACACGGAGGAAGAGUAAUCGAGUGUUCUGUGAAGUGAGACAGAAGCCCAGAGAUGGAUCACACAGAUAUGGAAGAAGGAAAUCUGACAAGAGAUGAACUUUCCCAUGCCCCAGGCAAUGGUGACCAAUACCCUGGAAAACCUGAACUGAAAAUCAUCCUUGUUGGUAAAACUGGAGCUGGGAAAAGUGCAACAGGGAACACCAUCCUGGGCCAGAGAGUGUUUGACUCCAAACUCAGUGUGAAGCCAGUAACUGAGAAAUGUGUUAAAGGGAGCAGGAGCUGGAAUGGGAGGGAGGUGGUGGUGGUUAUCGAUACUUCUGCCAUUUUGGACACAAAGGUACCUGAUGAAGAAACCUCCCGUGAGAUCUGUCGCUGUAUUGUGCUCUCCUCUCCAGGCCCCCAUGCCCUGGUGCUGGUGACCCAGCUGGGCCGUUUCACUGAGGAAGACAAGGACGCAGUGCAGCGAGUGCAAGAGAUUUUUGGAGCUGAGGUAAUGAAACACGUCAUUAUCUUAUUCACCCGAAAGGAAGAUUUAGGGGAUGGCUCAUUGAGUGACUACGUAACACAUCCAGAUAACAGAGAUCUUCAAAGGCUAAUUGAUAAGUGUGGGAACCGAUACUGCGCUUUCAACAACAAAGCAACAGGAACAGAACAGGAUGCCCAGGUUGAGGAGCUGAUGGGACUGAUGGAAAGAAUGGAACAGAAGAAUGGAGGCCGAUAUACAAAUGAGACUUACCAAUAUGUUGAGAAGAUGCUCCAAUUAAAAAUGGAUGAGUUACAGAAAAUGUACAGAGAAGAGAUGGAAAGAAAGAGAGAAGAAAUAAUACAGUGCUUUACGGAGAAGUGUAAGAAGAUAAUGGAAGAGUCAAACCUGAGAGAAGAGGAAUUAAAGGAAAAACUUGAAAAACAGGAGAAGGUUAAAGAAGAUGCUUUCCUGCAGCUGAAGCACAUGAAACAAAAAGAAAUGGAAGCCAUGGAGCAAAAGCUGCUGAAAGAGUUGGAAGGAAUACAGAAAUGUUAUGAGGAAAAACAAAAACAAAUCAGAGAAGAAGCUGAGAAUAGUCAUAGCAUAGUGAGUGCGAUUUGGAAUCUGUGUCUUUGGGUAUAUUCAUAUUUGCCCGGCUGGGAUACAUUUGGCAAUUAUAUUCCAUCUUGGUGGUAAAUGAAUUAUGUUUCUUUGCAUUUCCCCCUGUGGUUUAAUCUGAUUUGUUAUUAAUGAGGUUUCACCCCAUUGUGAUUCUAGAGUCUCUGAAGUGUCAUGUCUAGUUCUUCUGUUAACUUCACAGUCAGAGUAGCAUGGGACAACUGAAUAAGCAUGAAUAAAAUCAUCCAUAAAUAUGUAUUUCUUAUUAUGCGGAAAUGGAAAUAUCUCAGUCAGUCAGAGAACAGGGAUGCUGUCCUGUCACUGAAGUGUACCUACAUUUUUUCCUAAUUAUGAAAUACCCUACUCUGUGAUUGGUUAUGGGUAAGUUAUUUCCAUAAUCAUUCUAUGGUUAUUUCUCAUUAACAGUAUUAAACAAAUCCCUGCACUAAUUGGCUAAUAAUGAUGAUCAGUCAAUUGAUUUGACAUAAUAUUUCAUGAAACUCUGCUGAAAAAAACAAUAAAACUAUUCAAAACCAUUGUUACCAAUAUUAUCUGAAUUAAAAACUGGUUAACGGAUCACAAGAUUUAACUCUACAUAAGGAAUCAUCAUCCUUGGUCGUGUUUCUAGUGGAAUUCUACAGGGAUCUGUUCUUGGCCCAGUGCUAUACAGUAACAGUAUCUUUUUAAUUGAUUUCGAAAUAGUGCUGGUAAAAUUAGCAGAUGACACAAAAGGUGGUGGACUGACAAAUAAUGAUAAUGGAUUAGAGAGUAUGCUUAUAAAAUUUGCAAAUGACACCGAGCUGGGAAAGGUUACAAGCACUUUAGAGGACAGGUUUAAAAUUCAAAAUGACCUUGAGAAAUUGGAGAAUUGGUCUGAAUUCAACAAGAUGAAAUUCAAUAAAAAUAAAGACAAGUGCAAAGUACUUCACUUAGGAAGGAAAAAUCAAAUGCACAGCUACAACAUGGUGAACAACUGUCUAGGUGGUAGUAGUGCUGAAAAGGAUCUGGGCGAUUAUAGUUGAUCACAAACUGAACACGAGUCAGCAAUGUGACACAGCUGCCAAAAAGGCUCAUGCGAUUCUGGGGUGUAUUAACAGGAGGGUCAUAUGUAAGACACAGGAAGUAACUGUCCUGCUCUACUCAGCACUGGUGAGGCCCUAGAUGGAGUCCUGUGUCCAAUUCCGGGCACCACAAUUUAGGAAAGAUGUGGACAGAUGGGGGAGAGUCCAGAGCAGUAGAGCCCUGCGUGGAUACAGAACUGAUAUCCAUGGAUGUGGAUAUCCCCACAUAUCAAUCAUAGAUCAGCGGAGCUGCAGAUCUCUACAGUGAAUUACAGCUGUGAAACAGCAGCAUGUUGGGCCGCUCCCAGAAGCCAGCGCCCUGCACCAGCAGCUCCUCCAGCAUGGCUGUGCCACCCCCUAGCCUGGGCAGUAAUCCCUUCCAUUCAGCAGUCUGCAGCCUGUGUCUCCUGUCUAGAGGUGUGCAAGCCACUUGCACACACUAGUGUGAGCCUGGUUCCAGCCCCAGUGAGCGGGGCUGGGGGCGGUACAGCCACACCGGCGGAGCUGCCGGCACUGGGCGUUGGUUUCUGAGAGUGAUGGACUGAUGUUCUGCUGCUUUCCCCACUGUGGUUCCCAGUAGAGCCCUGAAGCUCCGCUAAUAUCUGAUUAUUGCAUCCACAGAUAUACCUUUUGUAUCCGCGCAGGGCUCUACAGAGCAGAGCAGGGAAAUAUUGUAUGAAUAUUUGCGAGGCGAGCAUGACUGUUUCUGGUUGACUCCUAGAUUUGUUCAGCAUGUUAAAGCUGAGCUGUGUGUGCAGAGAGUAUGCAUGCGAGAGGGAUAGUUCAUUAUUAUUAAGGGUUUUUUAUAUAUAGCGCUUUUAUCCAAAGCACUUUACAAUAGUUCGCUAAUGGCACAAACAACAUUUGGAAGGAUAAUUAAGUGAUCCCCUGAGACCCUCAGCAUUUUUCAAGUAAUCCAUGGGAAAAAAAAGCUUGAGACCCACUGAUCUAGUCAAAUUUAUAAGCAUUCAGAUUAGAAAUAAAGCACAAAGUUUUAGUCUUGAGGGUUAUUAACCACUGGGAUAAUUUACCCAGGCAUAUGGUGCAUCUUCUAAAAGAUACAUUAUAGGCUAAACUGAAGUGAUGGGUUUGAUGCCGAAAUUACUGGGUGAGGCUUUAUGGCCUGUGCCAUUCAGGAGGGCAAACUAGUUGAUCAUCACCGUCCCUCCUGGCCUAAGAUCUAUGGAUUUAUGAAUUCAGGCCCAAGGAUUUGCCUAAUUACUUAAUGGAAAUUCUCAGUAAAGAUUCAGGCUCAGAUCUCCAAAGGUAUUUAGGUACCUAACAACUAUUGGUAUCAAUGAGAGUUAGGCACCUUUAUACCUUUGAGGAUACUUUUUACACUCCUAAAUUUAUAGGAAAAGGAAGAAAAAAAUACCAAAGAACAAAGGAAAUGUGUGUGGGGGGUAAGUUGCUGAAAUUAAAACAGCUUUUUAAACAAGGUUAAUCAAAAACAUCAUUUUUUUAAUUCAUUUCCUCCUGUGGUCCUGCUUAUCCUCCACUGAAGUCAAUGAGAGCUUUUGUUUUGAUUUCAAUGGAAGCAGGGCUCCGAAACCCACACUGGAGCAUCACUGAAUAUUCUGUCUUGUUCUCCAGUGUCUCAGCUUUCAUUUUUUAAAAAGGUAGAUCUCUAGCUGUUAUGGUUGCAGAUAAAACCUUAAAAUGUAAUGAUGCAGCAACAUCUGCCUGAUUCUGCCGCAGAGCCUGGAACAAUAGCUUUGAAAGGUGUGAACCGCCAUAUGCAUCUCAGAGACAUGUUAGCUCAUAUACCCAGUCAUGGCGAUUUAAAUGUCAGCAUAGUCAACUUUCACUCCCUGUGUAAGAAGAAAAGGGAGAGUCACAAAUGUGCACCAUUUCCUGUGAGUGAUGUCUCAUUUUGGUGAGACAAGGGAGUGACAUAUGGGAGAUGUUAUCACUUUUUCCCCCAGUCAAGGAACCAAAUCCAAGGAUCCCAGAAAAGUCCUUGGGCAUACUCAAGCUCUGCCAUGCAAGAACCAAGCCUGUUGAGCUCAGUGGAGCCCAGUGAUACACACGAUCAAAUUUUGCACAAUACACUGGAAGUGGUGCCUCAUUCUGUUAACUCACCUGAGCCAAGGUUAUUUGGUGAAGGGAUCUUGCAAGAGAGCCACCACAUUCCUUUCCCCCAAUUUGACUUCUGAAUGGAAGCAGCAUUAGGGGAUUUCUAUGAUCCUUCUUUCUCCCAUAUUUAUUUUCUCUUCUUCCUAUCAGGCUUUUGUCUUCACAAUUAUUGUCAAAUAUUUGUGUUUACUUGGUUUGUUUGUUUGUUUCAACAAGAAAAUCUCAAAUUCACCCUCCCUGUCAGGUAAAAGUAAUGCAAACAAAAAUAUAUUGCUGCUUGUGACAGGUCUGGUAAUUUCCUUACUGAAUUAUGUGAAGUCUUACUAUGUAAUGUUUAUGUAUCACUGUGGGACAGAGAUUGUAUAUAAUUCCAUGAGGGAGGAGAACCAAAAUCCCUCCCGGAACUAACAAUAGUGGCAAAUUCACUCAGGUUGUAACACCUCCCAAGAGGCACCACCGCCUUGAAAUACUCACAUCAAUUGGUUCCAGCCGGAUUCGCUAGAGACCAGAAGACAAAGAUGAAUCAAUAACCUGAGUUUAAACUGACCCAGAGCCUUCUUCCUGAUCCAGCAAAUGGACAAGACCUUUGGUCCACGGAGGACCCCAAUCCUUAGGGAAGCUUGGAAGGACUUUGGCCUCAGAGGCCCCAUUACUCACGAGUGUGCUUGUUCUGAGUAUAAACUGUUAGGAGCUUGCAAUGACAAAAAAACCCCUGAGUGGCGUUUGAAGGAGUGUUCCCUGGUCAGAGACCUGAUUGGAAUUAGGGUGAUCUCUGGUAAAUUUAUCAGCAUAUGUGUCGGUUCUUUUGUUGUUUUAACAUGUUUUAUCUGUAAUGAUUUUGCCUUAACAAUAAAUG